AUGACUGCGUUGAAUGCAUCAAAGCUUUGGAAAAAAUGUAAGAUUCUACGGCUGACCAUAAACAUGCGACUACACAUCGGUCUAAGUGAGAGUGAUGCAAAUGAUAUAAGCUCUUUUUCAAAAUGGAUUCUGGAAAUCGGAGAAGGAAAAAUAAAUGAGCCUAAUGAUGGAGAAACUAAGAUAGAGAUUCCAGAAGACUUACUGAUUAAAGAUUGUGAGAAAAUAGUUUAUUUGAACGCUGAUAGUAUUGACCCAUCGGAAAGAGUGGUAAUUCCAGAAGAUGAUAUAGAUACUUUGGACAAAGAUUUUCCAAAAGAUAUUGACUACCCACAAGAAUUCUUGAACAGCAUCAAAAUUUCAGGCUUGCCUAAUCAUAGACUGCUUCUGAAGAUUGGAGCUCCUAUUUUCUUGCUUAGAAACAUUGAUCCAAAAAGAGGAUUGUGCAAUGGCAUACGGCUUAUUGUCACUCAGUUAGCAAAUCACGUUAUCGAAGCAAGAGUGAUUACAGGAAAAUCUAACAGUUAUGUAGACGAGAAGGUUUUAAUCCCAAGAAUGUUCGUUACUCCAGCCGAUGCAAAAUUCCCUUUCAAGAUGCGCAGAAGACAAUUUUCAGUAUCGCUUGCUUUUGUAAUGACGAUAAACAAAAGUCAAGGUCAGACUUUGGAGAAGGUAUGA
Messenger RNA from Eutrema salsugineum, 675 nucleotides. RefSeq lists its product as uncharacterized. Gene Ontology annotation, biological process: DNA repair; telomere maintenance. The transcript has 2 exons. The record is from RefSeq and is a predicted model, not a curated record. Bases 1 to 675 code for a protein of 224 amino acids. Gene Ontology annotation, molecular function: DNA helicase activity. Lineage: Eukaryota; Viridiplantae; Streptophyta; Magnoliopsida; Brassicales; Brassicaceae.